AUGGCGGGAGUCAAUCAUACAUCUGUUUCGAUGGCCGCUACCGAUGCGGCGCAGGGUCGCAAGCGCAAUGUCACCAUUGCGGGGAUGGACAGUUCUCCGGGGAGUAUUGAGGAUGCGGACGAUAAUGACGGACGUGAUGACAAGAGGCGGCAGCCUGUUAAGCGCGCCUGCAAUGAAUGCCGACAACAGAAGCUGCGAUGCGAUGUUGUCCAAGACCCAUGGGCCGAUUGCUCCAGAUGCCGUCGACUGAAGCUUGAUUGUAAGAUCGAGUCCAAUUUCAAGCGGGUUGGAAAGCGCAGUCGCAACGCCGAAAUGGAGCGUGAAAUUAUCGAACUAAGGAAACAAAUCGCCUCAACGAACUCUGGCACUGUAAUUCAUCCGCAACAACAACUUGUGGCGGGACAAUUGACGCCAAAGCAGGAAUCAAGCCAGGUCAGUCCUGCAGGUGUCUAUCAGACCCCCUCGGCCAUGUCAACGGAUCAUUUCAUGGGCUCCCAAGAAGCAGUGGCAUCCCUCCUGGACCUCCGCUCUGGAUUUGAUGGCUCUAAUUAUAUGCGAAAUGGUGGCCCGCAAUUCAAACGAAUUGAAGAUGUCAUGAUUGUGCCGGAAAAGGCGACCGAAUUAUUUAAUCUUUUCUUUACAUACUACCACCCUUUCCUCCCAUUUUUGAAUCAAGCUCAAACACCUGAAGAUUACUAUACUGCUGCACCUUUGCUCUUCUGGACUAUAAUCAGCGUUGGCGCGAGACGCUAUCAAAAUGAUUCAGGCCUACUGAACUCGCUUUCAGGGCCAGUGACCCGUCUGGUUUGGAGCACACUAGCAGAUAUCCCACAAAGCUACCAUGUUGUGAAGGCACUCUGUCUUCUUUGCACGUGGCCUUUCCCUACCAGCAGUACAUCUACCGAUCCGACGUUUAUGCUCUGUGGAAUGAUGGUUCAGGUUGCCAUGCAACUUGGUCUUCAUAGACCUUCGCAUAGCCAGGACUUCAGUAAAUUCCGUGUAGAGCUUAUUGAGGAGGAACUGAAGGAUAAAGUGCGAACCUGGGCUAUUUGCAACAUUGUUGCACAGCGGGUAUCCACUGGAUAUGGCCAGCCACCAUCUACGUUGUAUGACUGGACAUUAUCGUCAAGUGAUUCUCUGGAUCCGAAUUUCAAGCUCCCUGGAGACAUUCAACCCAGACUGGAAAUUGAGAAAUUCUGUGACAAGAUCACGAGAGCCCUUUACACCAACCGAAGGGACCCUGUUGGAUUAACCUCGGAUCAAGAAAGGUCAACUAUGAUUUCAUUCCUUUCGCGGGAUUUUGAUGAGCUCGAGGAACAGCUGAAGGCACAGAACGAUUGUAAGACCAUGAACCUUGGAUACUAUGUGGACCUUCUUAACAAUGAACUAGGUAUCACUGAUCUGUAUCUGCGCGCUUCAAACCUCCACCUGCAUCUUUCUGCAUUCUUUGAUGACCCAUCAGCCAAAGAUUACCGUCGGCGUUUGCUCUCUCUAUACGUUGCAACAACGACAUUCCUCGAGGUUGCGAUGAACCUCGAAACUGAAGUUGGGCCAGUCUUGUCAUAUACCCCCUACUAUGUUUACCAGAUGAUGGUUGCUGCGGGUUGCACUCUUCUGAAAUUGGGCAAGAGUUUCUUUUCCGCCCAUAUCGACAUGGAAUACACUAGAAAUCUCUUUAAUCGGACCAUUUGGGCUAUUCGUGGUGUGUCGGUAUCAAGUAACGACUUACCUGAACGUCUGGCCGAGGUGCUGGCGCAAAUGUGGAGACUCGGGGGCGCACCCCAACGUUCCACUGGAAACAACGCGGACGUCGAUGAUACUUUGAGGCUAAAGGUCCGCUGCCGAAUGAGUAUGUCUCUGCUUUUCGAUUCAGUAUGGCGCUGGCGAGAAGAUGCGCGAACAAAAGGACGGAAUAUUGAAGGUCUGUAUCAACCUCUAAUUUCCCAUGAAAUUGUCUUUUCUCACGAAUUUAUAGCCUAUCUCAAAAACCCAACCAAUCCAGACUCUGCUGCCGACUCAUCUGCUACCUCCUCUGUUGGCCCACCGCGCACGCAAUCCUCUACACCAGGCAUUGCAGGCGCCGAUCCAAGUCUCGCACCAGCACCAGUUCUCACGCAGGCCAGCAUGGGAGCUCAAGCACCAGGAAAUGGAGUUGCUGGGCUUCCCAGUGGGUUCAUGGAGCCAAAUUACGAGGUCUUUGACCCCCUGAACUGGCUACUUGAUGGCCUAGUAGACUUGCCGUAUUCAUACUCAACCAUGAGCGGCAUGGAGACCCAGGGCAUUGCAUAA
Messenger RNA from Penicillium macrosclerotiorum, 2289 nucleotides. RefSeq names its product putative C6 transcription factor (Leu3). The transcript has 4 exons. The record is from RefSeq and is a predicted model, not a curated record. Gene Ontology annotation, biological process: regulation of DNA-templated transcription; DNA-templated transcription. Bases 1 to 2289 code for a protein of 762 amino acids. Gene Ontology annotation, cellular component: nucleus. NCBI's taxonomy places the organism in Eukaryota, Fungi, Ascomycota, Eurotiomycetes, Eurotiales, Aspergillaceae. Gene Ontology annotation, molecular function: transcription cis-regulatory region binding; zinc ion binding; DNA-binding transcription factor activity, RNA polymerase II-specific.